GUUGUUGUUCACACUGAUCCCAACCAUUUUGUUCGAAGAAACAACAUUCGGACAACCUACGGUUCCAGGGAAUUGUUUUUACCAAUCGAGAUCCGUGUGAUAUUUCUUUUGGGACGAGUGAAAACUUUGCAAUUGCAGAAUGACAUUUUAAGGGAAAAUUCACAAUAUGGUGACAUAAUUCAAGGAGAUUUUAUAGAUGCCUACCAUAAUUUAACAUCCAAAGUGAAAUAUGUCGUAAAAACUGAUGAUGACGCCAUUUUUGACAUGUGGAGGUUUCUGAAAUUGGUUCACGCCAAUAAUCUGUAUGUGUCCGAAACCAUAUACGGCAUUAUUAAUUCUAAAGGUAUAAUCUUUCGCGGGGGCAAGUGGGCAGUGGAUGCAACUUUUCUUAAAGGCCAAGAGUAUUAUCCAUUCAAGUUUUGUAUCGGGUUUGUGCUUGUAUAUAGCAGUGACGUCAUUCCGGCCUUAUAUCGUGCAUCCUACGUAGAACCGUUUUUGUGGCUUGACGAUGUGUACGUGACUGGGAUGUUGCGCACUGCCGCGAAUAUUACGAAAAUCAUACAAAAUGAAGGAAAUUUAAAAUUAGUUCCAGAAUCAAAGAUUGGCUUACCGUGUCUGCAAUUGAACGGUGACAAAUGCCCUUAUUUGGCUGUUGGCGUACGUGAAAGUACUUAUCGUCAAUCUUGGAUGUUGAUUAAAAAGCGCAACCAAAAAUAGUUGAAGACACGAUUUCGAUAUUACUUUGUUUUUGAAAGGUUCAAAACUGUUCAGAUGGGUAUGUACACUGUAAAAAAUAUCCAUUCUUUAUGUGGCCGAAUUAGUAGUUUAACACCUUUUUUCUGUUAA
Patella vulgata (common limpet) is the source of this 846-nucleotide messenger RNA. Its product is annotated as beta-1,3-galactosyltransferase 1-like. The transcript has 2 exons. Gene Ontology annotation, cellular component: membrane. Gene Ontology annotation, molecular function: hexosyltransferase activity. The record is from RefSeq and is a predicted model, not a curated record. The annotation marks the transcript as partial. Lineage: Eukaryota; Metazoa; Mollusca; Gastropoda; Patellidae.